Molecule: messenger RNA, 2746 nt
Organism: Wyeomyia smithii (pitcher-plant mosquito)
Lineage: Eukaryota; Metazoa; Arthropoda; Insecta; Diptera; Culicidae
Product: transmembrane protein 170A-like
Exons: 2
Coding region: 1095-1487 (130 amino acids)
Source: RefSeq, a predicted model, not a curated record
AUCGUCAAUCGCCUGAUAGGAAACGCAAGACAAGAGGCGCAGAUCCAGAGGAUUUUGGUGAGCACGGAUCGCCUUCGUCUAAUGGUGUCGCCAGGUCGCCUUUUUCGAUUGUUCGCAUCGCAGGUUGAAAUAUUAUGAACAAAGUGACUCGAUUGUAUACUAAAACAAAUCGAUCUGCAUGUAGUUAUGAACUGUGAUUAUCCUCUGUAGUGAAAUGUUUUGCUUGAUUCGCAGCGCACCAUUUUGGAAGUACCAAAUAUUGAAGAGAAGAUUUAUGUUGUAAUUGUUUGAAAAGCAAUCAAGUGUUGUCGUUGGAUAGGAGAAAAAACUACGUGUGUACGGUUAUUGUUUAUUGCAUUUUGUGUACAAAUGUAACAAUAUGAAAAAGAAUAAAUGAUGCAAUGAAAGUGAAUUUACUCUGAAUAGUUAUACAAACAGAUCUGAUUUUUCAAGGCUGUUGUGUUCAUAAUUACUGAUAAGUGGUAUGUAAGGAUGGGCGCAGUGUGGAAAAAGAGCUGUUGGAAACUGCGCCUAGUUUAGUCUGCAGAUAACAUCGUCAUAAUAGAAACUCUGCUUAGUGUUUCCUAAAUGUACACUAUACAACGCAGAUUAAAGGUCAUCGCCAAAGCUUAGCGGCGGAAACUGAUAGAAAGAAUCACACAAUGAUGCACAGUGGUGCGUUCUAUUCGCACUACCUGUUGCGGCCACCACCUUCAUCAUUGCUAGCAGUAUAUCUGAUUAAGUUAUCCGCCAGUAACUGCUGUCGUCAUCGAAAAUCUGCGGUUCCUUGGAAGUCUAUUUUGCCAUCAUUGUCACUACAGACGAAAAAGUCUGCAUUAAUCGAGAGGAAAUUCAGCACGGAAUUGUUACGACUGUUGUCGCAAAUAUUUUCGCAGCACAAGCAGCAGCACGCAUUGAAUUAUAAAAUUCUGUAUAGACCAGACGGAUUGGUAUCACGGGAUUGCUGCUAGAGAGCAAGUACUAAGGCAAGUCAGAAAUAUUCUGUGCGAAUCGAGAUUACUGCUACAAUAUUAGAAUUAUUACUAGUUAAGAAGAUAGCAUAGUAAAACCUAGCCAGGUUUUUGGCGAAAGCCAUGUAUUCCGAAAGUAUAUCGGAAUUGGACACGAUAGCUAAUGUGAUCGGUCUGCGAGGUGUGGGUACUAGUACGUUGACUAAGUUCGUGGAUAUGUGGUACCACGUCUUUCUGUGGGCUUUGUUUUCGUCGAUUAUCAUUCAUACUGGUGCAGCGGUGAUUGCAUUCAUAACGUUGCGUAAGCACAAGUUCGGGCGAUUUUUCUCAAUUUUUAUUCUGGUAAUGGGUGUAGUUUCACCGGUUACCGGUGGUACUGUUAGCAGUGCCACCAUAGCCUUUGUACAUAGAGCCUCGAAUCUGCCGAUGUCGCCUAUUUUGGCCAUGGUGUACGGAGUUGGUCAAACAAUCCUAUCCGCUUGCCUGGGCUUUACGAGAGUACUGGCGACACUGUAAAUGCAUAUAUCUCUUCUUGUGUGGUUAGUGUUUUUAGGCACUUAGGUACCCACAGACUCACACAUGCAACAAACACACAUCUAAAUUAUUGUACUAGUAGAAAUUCUAAAUAGAGCAGAAACAACAUUGACAAAAUGUUGGUCAUUUUACGAUAGGCCAGGUUUUUAUCAAAAUGCGGAAGAGAAGAAGAAAAAAAAACAAACACACCUAGACUCCUCCACUCGGAGGGCAACUAGCCAACGGCCAUAGACGAUACAGAAAAAGCAAAAAAAAGUGUCUGGCAAGUUCAGGCAGAUAUGGUAAUCUGGUAAGACUAAACUGAGUGCUGCUAAAAACUAGUAUGACAGAUAAUGGGAAGGCAACAAAGCGAUAAUAAAGAGGAUGCAAAAACAGCAAAAAAGAUCAGUGAUAUACACCUUAUUAAACCUAAUUACUAGUGAAACAUUGAAUGGGAUAAACACACCUAGUUAAAGGAAUAAAACGCCACUAUAACGAAAACCAUAAAUGUACUACCAUCAUUAUCAACUUUAUCAUAUGACAAAACGGAAUUCAAAUACCGUGCUUACACAUUGCUAUUCAUUUGAUUUAUUGUUUAAGUUUUUAUUGCUUGCCUAUUGUAUCAUCAAUACUCGUAAGAAUUAGCCUGCCUCCCAAGCGUUUAUCGUCCAGCAUAUCUAUAAUAUCAGCAAAGCAAUGGGAAGCAGUUAUUUAUUUGAUAAUUUCAUAAUUACAGUCUGCGUCUGUCUCUUUCUCUGUUCCCCUCUCAUAAACACACGCACGUUCGCCCAAAAUUGCACUUUUUAGUUCAUGUUUCAUGAUAUCCUUAUUGUAGAAAAAAACUAGAAGAGAUAAGUUGUGUAAAUUUUUCUCGCACCACACCUGGCAGAAAAGCUUGUAUGUAUAUUUUGUUCUAAUCUUAUUCUUCCGAAUAAGGUAAUGUAAAAUAAAAUAGGAAUGUAUAUCUUAAUUGCGCUAGGCAAAACGUGGGAAUCGAUAGUAUGGUUCAGUUCAAGCGUUUGUAACAAGAGAAUAUCACAGGAGAACAAAGGAAGAGAUGGUAUAAACAUUGGGUUUAAGCUAACGUCAAAUUCUCUCUAAAUAUAAAGUAAUCAAGAUACAUUAAGAGAAAAUGAAAUACAACAACCGCAAAACAAGAAAAAACUCCUUCGAAAAGCUUAGAAUGGAGCCGGUUUUAAUCGUAAUAAAUGAACGAAUGGAUAAAUGAACCAUCAAAGUCAAUAAAUCAAUAGUAAGUUUGA